UUACCUUGACGUUGUCCAACACCAGGGCCAGCUAAUUAGGCGACAUGAGGCUCAGGUGUGACUUCUCCUCUCCUCCUGGCCGCCACAUCGCGACACUUCAGCUCCACUAACAUGACACAAAUGGGGUGUUGCUGAUUAAAGAUGAAGGUGCCCGCGGAGGAGUUAAUGAGUGACAUUCUGAAGCGUCUGACCGGCGAGUCGGCGUUGCCUACUUACAAGAACAUCGAGAAGUUCAAGCGGAGCAAGGAUGGCGUCUACGUGGUGGCGGAGGACUUCCAUGAAACGGUGAAGAAAAGGGAACAAGUCAACGCCAAAGAACGGCUGAGGAUAAGGAACCUAAAUACCAUGUUCUCCCGCUUAAAGCGCAUGGUACCGUUGAUGCGACCAGACCGUAAGCCCAGUAAAGUAGACACUCUUAAAGCUGCAACGGAGUACAUUCGAUUGUUGCUUGCAGUUCUGCAGGACACUGAUAAUACUGAUUGCAACGAAACCGACUUCCUGAAGAAUAUAAUCACUCAUGAGCCGACAGAUGGCUUUGAUGGUGAUCUUUGGACAGUUGAUGACUUUCUGAAUAUUCCUGAUGACGUUGAAGAUUGUUUCACCAUGCCAUCGGACACAGGAACCGAGGACUGUGAUCUGACCAGACAGGCGUACCAGCAUUGUGUAAUGCCUUCCUACCAGUUCAUCAUUCAAGUAAUGCCUGAUCAGUCUACGAUUUCCUAACCCUGAUGAAUGUUAUGUGAAGCAUAUUGGAAACAAGCCAGGAUUUGGUACUUUGAAGAAAUGAGUUUUCCAGAAGAUGGAGUUUUAUUUCCUUUUUCGCUUUUGAAACUUAGUUGUAAUUUGUUAGUAUAAUACAUGUAAUUGUUUCACCAACCAUAUCCUUGGCCACAUUGAAAGUGUACAACCACCUGACUCAAGUGUGACUUAGCAUCAGAAGUGCCACAGUUCUUUGUGAAUUAAAAAAAACAUGCACUUGUAUUUUGAUGACUAAUAAAUUGAUAUGGUAAAUUGUGU
This is a messenger RNA of Entelurus aequoreus (snake pipefish), 1017 nucleotides long. It is a transcript of the gene figla, whose product is annotated as folliculogenesis specific bHLH transcription factor. The coding region runs from base 142 to 723 and encodes 193 amino acids. Gene Ontology annotation, molecular function: protein dimerization activity; DNA-binding transcription factor activity, RNA polymerase II-specific; RNA polymerase II transcription regulatory region sequence-specific DNA binding. The record is from RefSeq and is a predicted model, not a curated record. The transcript is spliced from 6 exons. Gene Ontology annotation, biological process: regulation of transcription by RNA polymerase II; developmental process. Lineage: Eukaryota; Metazoa; Chordata; Actinopteri; Syngnathiformes; Syngnathidae.